CGUCGUCUUUCCUGGAGCGAACGUCUCACCCGAUCCUCCCGCCAACCUUCUCCCGCCUCGCUGGGUGCACCGGCUCUUCGGUCCACGGGUCACUGGAACGCGGGCCCGUGCUGCCUACUGUAAAAAUGUUUCACCGGCUUUCCCUCCCAAACGUCUCAAAGCAGCAUCAGCAGUUCAGCACCAGCUGCAGUAUCCAGAGGAAGAACAGCAGCUGCGGCUCCGGAGCGGCGACCGUUUCUCCGGCGAAGAGCUCGAGCUCGAGGUCCUGUCCCUCACUCCCGGCGGUAGGGGUAAAGCAGAAAAAUGGACGCAGCAGGUACCUCCAAGAGAGGUCGUCGUCCUCCUAACAAGCCACAGAAGCUCAAGUUCAAGCCGAAAGUGCCGUUGCGCAAGCCAAAGAAACCACCUGCACAAAAGCCGCAACUGGAAGAGACAAAACCAAUUGAUGAAGAGUUAAUGAAGACGCUGAGGACAGGACGAGGAGAUGCAAAAACUUUGCGAGUUAUAAAAGAUGAGCAAUCGGCACAGAAUUCCGACUCGAAGACGCUUUCUUCUGCAGCCGGAGUUAGCUUCCAAGCGGCACAGUCGGGAAAGCAGAAGCAACCAAAAAAUUCUCAGAAGGCACUUCAAAUCCCUAGGGCCUUCCCUGCCAAUCCAGAAAGGUUCUACGGUGAUGAAGAUGACGAGGACGAGGACGAGGACGAAGAUGAUGAUAAUGUUGUUCGAGAAGAUGACAAUGAUGUUGAGUUACCAGAGUCUCUCCCAAGCUCAAUCGAAUGUGAAUCUUCCAUCCAUCCAGCGAAAGAGCUCAAUCUGCUCGAACACGACGACAAGACAAGGAUGUUCUUGUUCCAGUUGCCGAAAUCUCUUCCUCUGCUCAGAACACCAUCCACUGUAGUUCAUAGGAACGGAAGGGCCAUUGUCAAGGAGGUGAAAGAAGGGUACAACCUGAAUGAUCUGCCAGGGGGGUACAUGGGCAAGAUGCUGGUGUACAAGAGCGGCAAGGUCAAGAUGAAGCUGGGAGAUGCCGUGUUCGAUGUGAGCCCAGGCACGGAAUGCGGGAUGCAGCAGCACGCAGUAGCGGUGAACACUAGAAGGAAACAUUGCUGCCAGCUUGGGGAGAUCGAAAGACAGCAUGUCGUGGUGACCCCGGAUGUCAACUCCCUGCUGAAUGACAAUAGGGACUAGUUGCAACCCGCGAACCGAUCAAUUCUAAUAGCUUGGCAAAUAUGGUGUGCAUAUAUGCUAGAAUAACGUAUGCGUUUUAACUGCAUGAUUAUAAAUGUAAAUUUGUAGCUGUAGCCUGUAGCUGUUGGUAGCACUCGUGUCGCAGCAGUAGUCUAGAAAUGCUGCUUGCAGCUGAUGAGUGUUGUAUCUUGAGUACCCUUGUAUCUUACUAGCAGGCAGAAGGCGCGGCAGUAUGCCGCGUCCGUGUAUAAUCACGUUGUUGUUUGAGUUAUAUCGACGUUUUUCUUAACACCAAUGAAUUCUACUAAUGUUAGAGGAAAA
This is a messenger RNA of Aegilops tauschii subsp. strangulata, 1509 nucleotides long. Lineage: Eukaryota; Viridiplantae; Streptophyta; Magnoliopsida; Poales; Poaceae. The record is from RefSeq and is a predicted model, not a curated record.